AUAUAUAUUUAUGAAAUUCCUUCAAUAGUAUCAUGAAAAUACAUGUUAUAUCAAAAACCAGCUAUUAUACGAUGAACAGCUUGCACACUUCUACAUAACGGCUCUGGCAAUAACGCAUAAUUUCUUUUUACAGCAAAUGGUUUUCAUUAUAAUCAUAUAGAAAGAUUCUAUACAGUACUAAUUGCUACCUGAAAAGGAAUAGUUUCGAAGCCACGGAAGUCUGGUUUCGUUUUUAACGAUUCUAAUUUUCGAGUUCGAACGCUGCGCGCAACGGUCGCGUUUACAGUUUUCCUAAAGACCGUAAGGCGACGCAGCAGUCGCAUACAGUGCAAGAACCAGCAAAACAUUGUUCGCAACGUUGUUUGCGUUGACGAACAAAAUUGCACCUUCGGUGAGUGCGUGAUAAAUAUACAUCGUUCAAUCGCGCGUACCAAGUGCAUAGCUUUGUUACUCAUUACGAAACAUUAUUGAAAUCAGUAUCGCAACCAAUUCCAGUAUCAUCGAAUCCAUGCAUUAUCUUGUCUGAAUAGCAACACCAAGUUCAUUACCGAAAGAUUGAUGUACGUUGCUCGUCGAAGGACACCUUACGUACGCGUUUAAAAAGCGCAACAGUUACGACAAACAUUGAAUUGCGAUGAACUGCGCAACGACAUAGGUGUGGCGCGCGAAAGAGAGCGUACAUGCACGUAUCGGUAGUCCGUACGUGCAAGUGCUUCUUUGGAAUGACGGCGGCGAGGAAUUGGAUUAACUUUCUCCAGUUACGUUUCGGUUUGAAAAAUCAAUCGAUCGUUUUAACGUAGUGUCAAGUGCGCGUUUAUAUUACGAAUACAAUAAAUUUGCAUCGUAAGUGAAUAAUAACUUGUUUUGCAGAAAAAAAAUAUUUUCGGUGUUGUUAGUUUGCGAGGUAAAUAUAUUUGGUGUCGAAUACACCGUGUGGGUGCGUGUGCGUGAGCGUACUCGUGCCCGUGCCUGCGCCUAUGCGUCUCCGUUCGUCGAGUUGUGGUGAUCUUCGCAGAGGUGGCGGCGGUGGAGACAGUGAAGGUGGUGGCGGCGGCGGCGACGGUGGCAGCGGUAAAGGUGGCGGUGGUGAAGGAGACGGUGAAGGUGGCGGCGGCGGUGGUGGAGGCGGCGGCGGUGGCCGCGACUACGUUUGGAGGGAGAGAUUUCGUACGUCGUGACUGAGUGAGUGAGUUGGUGCGUGUGCGUGCUGCCGCGCGUAUACGCUCUCUCAUUCUUGGGAUCGUGUGCGCGCGUAUUGUAUAUAUAUGUAUAUUGUCGCGCGCGCGCAUUAACGGAAUUCACGAUCAGACACGCAGGGACUCUCAACAAAUGUUUAAAUGGACGCAUCGUCCAUUAUCACCCAAGUGUCACGGGAUGACGAGCUAGGCCAGUUUAAUAAUGGGAAAGCCCAGUUACCACAAGAGAAUGAAGUGGUCAACAACAGUCCAGCAAGUGGCAAAAAGCCAAGAGGGCGUGGACUUUUGCGAUCUCUACUUUGUUGCCUUGGUAGAGGACGUGGAAGUAGUUCAAAAAGUUCAAAAACAAGCUCUUUGCAAGGCGAUGGACGUGGUUCUCCACCACCAGGGACUGGAUCCCCACGGUUCCUUCUCCCACCUGUCAGACAUCAGGAUAUGCACAAAAAGUGCAUGGUGAUUGAUUUGGAUGAGACACUAGUGCAUAGUUCUUUCAAACCAAUCAACAAUGCCGAUUUUGUUGUUCCUGUAGAGAUUGAUGGGACAGUGCAUCAAGUGUAUGUUUUAAAGAGGCCUUAUGUGGAUGAGUUCUUGCAGAGAAUGGGCGAACUGUACGAAUGUGUAUUAUUCACAGCAAGUUUGGCUAAGUAUGCUGAUCCAGUAGCAGAUUUGCUUGACAGAUGGGGAGUGUUCAGAGCAAGACUGUUUAGAGAAUCUUGUGUUUUUCACAGAGGAAAUUAUGUUAAAGAUUUAAAUAAACUAGGGCGGGAUUUGCAACAAAUUAUUAUUGUUGAUAAUAGUCCUGCAAGUUAUAUUUUCCAUCCAGAUAAUGCGGUGCCAGUGGCAUCAUGGUUUGACGAUAUGACAGAUUCAGAAUUGUUAGAUUUAAUUCCAUUCUUUGAGAAACUCAGUAAUGUGGAAAAUAUUUAUACAGUCUUGUGCAAUAGUAAUCAUCCUUAUAAUCAAGUACCUACGGCUGUACAGAAUAGUCCAAGCCCCGGGUCAGGUUCACUUGGUGCUUCCUAGCCCUACCUAAAUUCUGGCCAAGUAGCCAGUAUUGUCAUCGCUCAAUGCACUCUAAGGAGAAUUUUGACUGGAAUAUUCCAUAUUACCCAUUUGUUAUGUGGCAGUGGAAAAUUGAGUGUGGCUCACUAAAUGGUGGAUGCAACAUUACUUGUUGAGGAAAAGGAGGUGAAAAUCCUAAGUCCUCCUAUGCACUGUUUAUUUUGAUACAACAUAAGCAACAACUGUUUCAUUGUUGACUUGAGUUCUCUUUUCUAAUAAAGAGUAAUAUAGUAUGCUGUUUAUGGUAUGCUAGAUGUAAUGAACUGAGUAUAUUGAUCCAACUAUUAACAUACAGGUAAUUGAGAAACAAAAAUCACAAACAGUUCAGUUGAUAAUAACUCUUCCAAUCACACUGAAAUGGAAUAAACUUUAAAUAUGAUCCAUGUGCGUGUUUCCGUGCUCGGUGUACUUAAGAAAAGGAACAAAUGGCAAUGGUAAUAGUAAAUGUGAAAAGUGACAUACGUUUUAAAUUGGGUAAGUGCAUAGAUUUGUGCUUACGUAUAAUUUUAAUUCAGAUAGGGUACCUUAUGCAUUAAUUACACGAGAGAAAAAAAAGAAAUAUAUAUACAUAUAUAUAUAAAUGAGAGCGCUAAGUGAUAAAAAGGGAAGAGAUACCUGAUCAAAUAGAGUCUUUUGAUGGGCCAUUUUAUUUUACGCUUUCAUAUUCUUAUUAUUUACCGACAAAUUCGUACUGUUUUUAUUAACAUCAAAUUUCAAUGGAUUCUUCUAGCAUAACUACAAAUAUUAAGCAAUAUGAUAAUUAGUUUUCGUAUAAAUUUUAUGAGGCUAAUAAUUCCAAAUAAUUACAGAAAUUAGUGCAUUUGUAAACGUUUUUUAUCGAUUAUAAUUAAGAUCGAAACAUCUUUUUUAUUACCAAAUGAAACAAAAUAUUAGAUCUAAUAAUGUAAAAUAAUGAUGAAAAUGCAAGAAAGAUUAAUAAUCUAACUUUUUUUAACGAUUUUGUACGGAAAAAAAUAUUUUCAAUAAAUAGGAUUUGAAAUACGACAAUAUUAAAACGUUAACAAAUCAUUUAAAUAAGUAAAAUAGAAAAGAAACAAUGAUGUUAUGUUUCCAUCUUUUGAUGGUAUUUUACUUUUGUUCCAAGCAAAUGUUAAAAUAAUAAUAUGGAAAUUACAUAAAUUGGAAGAA
Molecule: messenger RNA, 3407 nt
Organism: Megachile rotundata (alfalfa leafcutting bee)
Lineage: Eukaryota; Metazoa; Arthropoda; Insecta; Hymenoptera; Megachilidae
Gene: hzg
Product: CTD small phosphatase herzog
Molecular function (GO): RNA polymerase II CTD heptapeptide repeat phosphatase activity
Source: RefSeq, a predicted model, not a curated record